Molecule: messenger RNA, 1717 nt
Organism: Pecten maximus
Lineage: Eukaryota; Metazoa; Mollusca; Bivalvia; Pectinida; Pectinidae
Product: glycoprotein 3-alpha-L-fucosyltransferase A-like
Exons: 2
Coding region: 368-1645 (425 amino acids)
Cellular component (GO): membrane
Molecular function (GO): alpha-(1->3)-fucosyltransferase activity
Source: RefSeq, a predicted model, not a curated record
ACAUGCGUAUAUCACAGUGGAAGACGAGCCAGCUCGAUUGUACAUGUUCACGUGUGUAUAGGAAUGUUAUUUAGUACUGAUGUCAUUUUAAAAGUAUUUUUAUAUGUGUCGAUGAUUGUGUUUGGGCCUGUGACAGUCAGAUCGCUGUGGUCUGUCAGCGAGUGUGUAACCAGUAAGCCAUUAUCACUUUUCGUUUAGUGAAGUUUAUAUCGUGUCAACUCAAAGGGAACACGCUGUUUGUAUUUGACCCAGUUGCGACCUAUUCGUCAGGUAUGUCCUUCCGUCCUCGGCCGACCCGUUAUCUCUUAUUACUGUAUUUCUGUGCGGGUGACACCUGCCAUGCUAGUAUAUACGAUAGCAUUUGAACAUGAAGCAGUUGUAUAGAUAUUUCAUUGCAAUAAUUUUUAUAUUUUUACUCAUGACUGCUGCGCUUCAUUUCUUGCCAAAAGUGAUCAUGAUUAGACAUGGCAAAGGCGAGAAGUUACAUUGUCCUUUGGAGCCAUCCGAGGUAGGCCACGGAUCUAAAUCAGGCGAGGAUAAAAUUAGGAAAUGGCCAGAAUGGAGUGUUAUCAAGAAAACAAGCCGAAAAGCUUCUUCAAAACUGCCGCAUGUGUGGGACAAUGAUAACGGCGAAGAUAGAAUUGUGUCACAGAUGGAAUUUGUUCCGGAUAUUCAAGGGGACAAGAAAGUGCUUUGGGCAAGGCCGUCAGAUUUCAAUGUGAAUGCAGGAGAGGGUAUAUUUAGUAAGUGUCCAGUUAAACAUUGUACGAUUGUGGAAGACAUUGAUGUUCCACACAUCGACGCAAAAAUGUGGAAUAUGCAGUUUUCUCACAUGGAUGUACCUAGGUUCGACCCGUCCAGGACAAAAAACGCGAACCAGGUAUGGAUUAUUUACAAUCUCGAAAGCCCUCUAGCCACUCCUGAUUAUUACCUGUUAGACAGCUUGUUUAACUGGACAGCCUCUUACAGAAGAGAUUCCACAAUAGUUACACCAUACGAACGAUGGCGCCCCAAAGAAGACGCAAAACCUUCAAAGAAAAAGCGAAAUUAUGCAGCAGGCAAAAGUCGAAAAGCAGCCAUAUUCAUUUCUAACUGCGACACGACAAAUGGACGGAUGGAUUACGUUCACGAAUUGCAGAAGUAUAUUGAUGUUCAUAUAUAUGGUGCCUGUGGCGACGGUACUCAUAACUGUGAUAGAUUUGCAAACCAGACUGCGUGCAUUGAAACCUUAAAAAGACAUUAUAAGUUUUAUUUAGCCUUCGAGAACUGCAAUUGUCGUCACUACAUAACGGAAAAGUUUUUCGUGAAUGCUUUAUCGUCUGACGUCAUUCCCGUUGUCAUGGGAGCACAUCCCGACGAUUACCGCGCUGUAGCGCCACCGCACUCCUACAUUCACGUGGAUGAUUACAAUUCACCUGAAGAUUUAGCAAAAUAUUUACAUAAAUUAGACAAAAAUGAUGACCUUUACAACGAAUAUUUUCAAUGGAAAGGGACAGGCUCCUUUAUAGAUACUAAGUUCUGGUGUAGAUUGUGUGCUUUACUUAAUGACCCCGACAAACCAAGUCUCGUUGUGGAAAGUUUAAGCACGUGGUGGCGACCACCGGGUGUUUGUAUACGACAAGAUCAAAAAUGGAGAGAUUUAUAACGUAAUAUAUAUAUACAGUAUAUAGGUCUAUAUAGGUUUAUAUUUAUAUAGGUCUAUAUAUGUUUAUAUAUA